Molecule: messenger RNA, 1140 nt
Organism: Westerdykella ornata
Lineage: Eukaryota; Fungi; Ascomycota; Dothideomycetes; Pleosporales; Sporormiaceae
Exons: 3
Coding region: 38-1129 (363 amino acids)
Source: RefSeq, a predicted model, not a curated record
GUUGGAACCGCUUCGAAUCCAGUAUAUCGUAAACGCCAUGUCGACUACGACGACCAUUUCGGAGCCGCAAGAUCCACCAAUAUUACAACCAAAACCAGAACGACCUCUGCAAAAUCAACAACCACACCUCCUCCAAGUCCCCUCCGAGCAACCAGCACAACUCGACGGCACCAGCGACGCAGGCCCACCUCGAUCCCAGAAUGCUACUCCUCAAACGACCACCCGCGUCCCCUCUCCUCGACCCGCAUCCGCCCAAUUUCCCCACACCCAAGUCACGUACGCAGACCCGGAUUUCACGACGCCUCCGCCGCUGAACUAUACCCUGCGCACCAGGAAAAAGGCCAUUUUCUUUUUCUGGACCCUCAUCAUCCUCGACUGCGUCUUCAUGCCCAUAGGCCUCUACUUUGGCAUGUGGUACGGCACGACGCGAGACCAGUUGUCCGCCAACGCCGUGUUCUCCAUUAGUACUGCUCUACUCGGGACCGUCUCCAUCGUCGAGUACUUCAUCCGAUUCCACAGGCUCUGGAAGAAGAAUAGCCGUUGCAGGGUCAUUGGCGCACGGCGGUGGUAUCUCGACUGGUUCCAUUGGAAUCUGAGCGUCGGCUGGUUUUUUGUCAUGAUUGAGUUGAUUGCGGGAACAUCCCUCCGGGACCCACCCAUCCGCGUCCUUGCCAUCCCCGCCUCAACCAUGUGCUUCGCCAUAGGCUGCGAACUCCUCCUCAUCGAUAUCCUGCGUCUCCGCGGCGUCCCCGCUCCCUGCCGCAUCUCCUCUCUCCCUAAGGGUGCGCCCCUCCGCCCCGGUAUAUACGCCUACAUCGAAGACGUCUGCGCCGUCGACGGAUCGGGUGGGACGGAGUUCAGACAGAGAUUGAACCUAAGAUAUCAGGCGAGCAAGGUCUUUAGGGAGAUGUUGCAUCGGUUGACGCUGUUUUGGGGGAUUGGCGCCAUUGCCAUUGCGGGGGUGACGGUGACGAUUUGUUUCACCAUCCAGAGGGAUGCGGCGUAUGUGGUCGGCUGGACACUGCCGUUCCUCUGGGCCGGCGUCUGGACCGCCAUUACCAUCCCCUGGGUGCAGAAAGAGCUCCGUCGCGAGCACGAACAGUGGACCACUGCAAAGUGGAAGGCUUAGACUCAGGAGGC